CAUCCGCAACUCUCUCUCUCUCUCUCUCUCUCUCCCCCUUGCUCCUCUUCUAUACUCCUAGACUCCUAUCUUGAAUCUUCAAUUUCAAAUAACGAAAUUGUUUAAAAAAGGAGAAUAUAAGUAUUCUAUAUUCGUUGCUUCGUAAAUAACGGAUUCCUCGAUCUCAGCUUCUCAGUAACGAUUCAUCUUUGAUUCGUUCUUUUUUUGGUAAACAAAGGUUGAUUGAAGAAAGGUCAUACUGUCAUGAGUUCUUCAGGCAGAUUGGAGCUGCAUAGGAGAAAGAAUCAGUAGAGAUAAAGCUCAUUGAGAAGAGUUCUUUUGAUUCUUGUUUUUCAGACUAUGUUGAUUCUUUCGGCUUCUUCUUCUGCUGUUUGUGGAACAUUUCCGAUAGCUAGGGUUUGUAGGCCUUCGUCUUCUUCCGAAGGUUCUGCAAUUUCAUGUUCGUUUCCUAACGGGUCGAGUGCUCGUAUGUGUGUGGUGUCUUCCAAUAUUAGAAGGAUGGAGGGAUUGGUGAAAGAUAAAGAAUCCAAGGGUGGGAGUGACACGAGUGUGUCUGGAAGUGCGGAGGUUCUUGCCUCGGAUUCAGGGGCUGAGAAGGAAGUCAACCACUCUCGGACAUUUAUUGAUAUUCGUAAAGAAGAAGAUCUACUCUUAGGAAUUCGAAGGGAAAACGAAGCUGGAAAGCUGCCUUCAAAUGUUGCUGCUGGGUUGGAAGAACUAUAUCAGAAUUAUCGAAAUGCGGUGAUUCAAAGUGGAAAUCCUAGAGCAGAUGAUAUCAUAUUGUCAAACAUGGCUGUUGCAUUUGAUCGCAUUUUGUUGGAUGUAGAGGAACCAUUUACAUUCUCACCUUAUCACAAAGCAAUACGAGAGCCUUUUGAUUACUAUAUGUUUGGCCAAAACUACAUCCGUCCAUUGAUUGAUUUCAGAAGAUCUUAUAUCGGCAACAUCUCUGUCUUCUAUGACAUGGAAGAAAAGCUUAAGCAGGGCCACAAUGUUAUCUUGAUAUCCAAUCACCAGACAGAAGCAGAUCCAGCUGUCAUUGCAUUGCUGCUUGAAACGACAAGCCCGCAUAUUGCUGAGAAGAUAACCUAUGUAGCUGGAGAUAGAGUCGUGACAGAUCCUCUUUGCAAGCCCUUCAGCAUGGGAAGGAACCUUAUUUGCGUCUAUUCCAAAAAGCACAUGUAUGAUGUUCCUGAGCUUGCUGAGAUGAAAAGGAAAGCCAACAUCCAAAGUCUGAAGGAGAUGGCUAUGCUUCUAAGGGGUGGAUCACAGAUAAUCUGGAUUGCACCAAGUGGUGGAAGAGACCGACCAGAUCCUCUUACAGGAGAUUGGUGCCCGCAGGCACCAUUUGAUGUUUCUUCUAUAGACAACAUGAGAAGGCUCGCAGAUCAUUCAGGUGUUCCUGGGCAUAUCUAUCCCUUAUCACUGAUGUGCUAUGAUAUCAUGCCCCCGCCAACCCAGGUCGAAAAAGAAAUUGGAGAGCGAAGAGUGAUCUCAUUUCAUGGGGUUGGGUUAUCGGUGGCUCCAGAAAUCAACUUCAAUGGAAUUGCUGCUGUCCAUGAAAACCCAGAUCAG
Macadamia integrifolia is the source of this 1575-nucleotide messenger RNA. RefSeq names its product glycerol-3-phosphate acyltransferase ATS11, chloroplastic. The record is from RefSeq and is a predicted model, not a curated record. Gene Ontology annotation, molecular function: glycerol-3-phosphate O-acyltransferase activity. Gene Ontology annotation, biological process: glycerophospholipid metabolic process. NCBI's taxonomy places the organism in Eukaryota, Viridiplantae, Streptophyta, Magnoliopsida, Proteales, Proteaceae.